AUAGUGUCAUAACAUGUCAAUGUUAAAUUUCUUAUCACUAGGAAGUUCUAACUUCUUUGAGUUUAACAGAGAGUUCAUUGUUGAUUGUAUUAUUGCUAGGUUAUAACCUCAAAAAUAGAAUAGUCGCGAAAUAUAUAUUAUUUUUUGUGUUAAGUAUGAUUAUUAUUAUUAAUUUGUAAAAAUGUUUCGAACUCUGAAGUUUUUUCGAUCACAUAGUACUAAGGGAUCUUUUAAAGCGUUAUCUUUAUCUCGACAAAGAUUUUUCAGUAUAACUUCAGGUUUAAGGCACGGAGAAUAUGAAUGGCAAGAUCCAAAAUCGGAAGACGAAGUAGUGAAUGUUGUGUAUAUUGAUAAGGAUGGAAAAAAGACAAAUGUGAGAGGGAAAAUUGGUGACAAUGUCCUGUAUCUUGCACAUAGAUAUGGAAUUGAAAUGGAAGGUGCUUGUGAGGCAUCACUAGCGUGUACAACAUGUCAUGUGUAUGUACACGAGAAAUAUCUUGAUACACUACCAGAACCUGAAGAGAAGGAAGAUGAUUUGUUAGAUAUGGCACCAUUUUUAAAGGAAAAUUCCAGACUAGGUUGUCAAAUUGUUUUGACAAAAGAAAUGGAGGGAAUGGAAUUAAAAUUACCAAAAGCAACUAGAAAUUUCUAUGUAGAUGGCCACAAGCCUACACCACAUUAAUUUUAUAGAAAGAAAAGUAUUACUCAGUACAUACAAAAAAUUAAAUUUAUGGUUUUUGCUUCACUGUUUUAGAUCUGUUACACUAAUUGGAAUAAAUGAAACUAAGUCUCAGUACCCACAAUAUGUAUUUAUAGAGAAUAUGUUGAAUAUUAGUUUAAUGUAAAUAAAUAUAUAUAAGGAAA
Molecule: messenger RNA, 864 nt
Organism: Danaus plexippus (monarch butterfly)
Lineage: Eukaryota; Metazoa; Arthropoda; Insecta; Lepidoptera; Nymphalidae
Gene: Fdx1
Product: adrenodoxin-like protein 1, mitochondrial
Exons: 5
Coding region: 182-682 (166 amino acids)
Biological process (GO): positive regulation of oxidoreductase activity; P450-containing electron transport chain
Cellular component (GO): mitochondrion
Molecular function (GO): 2 iron, 2 sulfur cluster binding
Source: RefSeq, a predicted model, not a curated record